Trametes versicolor FP-101664 SS1 is the source of this 1068-nucleotide messenger RNA. RefSeq lists its product as uncharacterized. Gene Ontology annotation, cellular component: centrosome; cyclin-dependent protein kinase holoenzyme complex; nucleus. The coding region runs from base 1 to 1068 and encodes 355 amino acids. Gene Ontology annotation, biological process: regulation of cyclin-dependent protein serine/threonine kinase activity; G2/M transition of mitotic cell cycle. Gene Ontology annotation, molecular function: cyclin-dependent protein serine/threonine kinase regulator activity. Lineage: Eukaryota; Fungi; Basidiomycota; Agaricomycetes; Polyporales; Polyporaceae. The record is from RefSeq and is a predicted model, not a curated record. The transcript has 3 exons.
AUGGAAAUCGAGGACCACCACCACGUCGCCCACGUCAUCGACCAGUACGCCGCGGACGAGGCAGAACUCACCGAGCUCAGUGAUCGUGAAGAGGAGCUGCAGCACGAUGACGACGGUGAGGUCAGCGAAGAGGAGGAACCCCUUGCGAAGCGACAGCGGAUAUGGCCCGACGUCAACACCGAGCGCGCUCAGCGGUAUCGGCGUGAGGUCGAGGAGAUUAAGGAGACCUUCCGCGACGAGGUCGACGAGUUCGACAUGACGAUGGUGUCUGAGUACGCGGAGGACAUCUUUGAAUACAUGCAGGAGCUCGAGGAGGACGUCAUGCCCAGUGCUGACUACAUGACGGGUCAGACCGAGAUUAACUGGCAGAUGCGACAGACGUUGGUCGACUGGCUCCUCCAAGUUCACUUGCGCUACCACAUGCUUCCUGAGACGCUCUGGAUCGCCAUCAACAUUGUCGAUCGUUUCCUCACAAAGCGCGUCGUUUCCCUCAUGAAGCUCCAGCUUGUCGGCGUCACGGCGAUGUUCAUCGCGGCCAAGUACGAGGAGAUUCUGGCGCCAUCCGUCGAGGAGUUCGUCUUCAUGACGGAGCGGGGAUACUCGAAGGAGGAGAUCCUGAAGGGCGAGCGGAUCAUGCUUCAGACGCUCGACUUCAAGGUCAGCCAAUACUGCUCGCCAUACAGCUGGAUGCGCAAAAUCAGCAAAGCGGACGACUACGACAUCCAGACGCGUACGCUCAGCAAGUUCCUGACGGAGGUCACGCUUCUGGACUACCGCUUCUUGCGGGUGAAGCCCAGUAUGGUCGCAGCGGUUGGGAUGUACACGGCGAGGAAGAUGCUAGGGGGCGACUGGAAUGAGGCGUUUGUCUACUACUCCGGCUUUACGGAGGAGCACCUGCUUCCUGGUCACAAGUUGCUCGUCGACAAGCUUGCCGAGGAUGACUUCGCGUCACAACACGUCUGCAAGAAGUACGCCACGAAGAAGUUCCUGAAGGCGUCGCUCUACGCGGUGGACUGGGCGCAUCUGCACCUACAUGAGACCAUGGGCGAGGAGAUGACGGUCGAGUAA